Messenger RNA from Mastomys coucha (southern multimammate mouse), 1302 nucleotides. RefSeq names its product TCF3 fusion partner (gene Tfpt). The record is from RefSeq and is a predicted model, not a curated record. Gene Ontology annotation, cellular component: Ino80 complex. Bases 490 to 1269 code for a protein of 259 amino acids. Lineage: Eukaryota; Metazoa; Chordata; Mammalia; Rodentia; Muridae. Gene Ontology annotation, molecular function: DNA binding. The transcript is spliced from 6 exons. Gene Ontology annotation, biological process: apoptotic signaling pathway; apoptotic process; positive regulation of apoptotic process.
UCACCGCUUGGAUCCUCUCACAAUCGUUUCUAAGAAAUCCGCUUCCCCAGAGCUCCGGCGCUCUUUGAUGACGUUUUACUUGCCGCCGAUAAAAUCUGUAUUUUGAUUGGCCGUCCACGACAUUUCCGGCAGCGUUUGGACAACAACUUUAUUAGAAGGUGCCACGCGGGACGGCGACAGGGAGAACUGGGAAGUAGGGCUUGGGGAACUCAUACGCUGCCGUGAAUUGAGCCUCAUAAACAGAGAAUCGCUGUGGCUCGUCGACACUGCGACAAGACAGGAGUAAAGAAGAUGGCAACGUAGACGAUAGGUGGAGGCGCUAGAGGAUAAACCAAAAUCUGCAAGCCGCAAUUUGGAGUCGGGUGCAAACUAAAGCGGGGCAGGAAACUAUUAAUUCACAGGUUUCCUGUGUCGCAAGGCCUGAUGGGGCAGGUAGUUUUGCGCACGGCUCCACCUCUCUGAAGCUUGAGGUGUCUCCUGACCAGAGAAAUGGAGUUGGAACAGAGAGAGGGGACCAUGGCAGCCGUGGGCUUUGAAGAGUUCUCAGCGCCACCAGGCUCAGAGCUGGCUCUGCCUCCCCUAUUUGGUGGCCACAUCCUAGAAAGUGAGCUAGAGACAGAAGUGGAAUUUGUGUCCGGUGGUCUGGGUGAUUCAGGACUCCGGGAGCGAGAUGAAGAGGAAGAGGCAGCCCGGGGUCGCAGGCGUCGACAACGGGAACUAAAUCGUAGAAAGUACCAGGCGCUAGGUCGGCGCUGCCGGGAGAUCGAGCAGGUGAAUGAGCGAGUCUUGAACAGGCUCCACCAGGUGCAAAGGAUAACUCGGAGACUCCAGCAGGAGCGCAGGUUCCUCAUGAGGGUACUGGACUCCUACGGGGAUGACUACCGGGAUAGCCAGUUCACCAUUGUGUUGGAGGAUGAUGGCAGCCAAGGCACAGAUGUCCCUACCCCAGGCAAUGCUGAGAAUGAACCUCCAGAGAAAGAGGGGCUUUCCCCACCCCAAAGGACACCUGCAACCUUAGACCCCAGCAGCCCAGCCCCUGGCGAGGGGCCCAGUGGCCGGAAGAGGCGGCGGGCACCACGGGUGGGGGCUUCAUUGACUCCAGAACUGGCCCCAGUGCAGGUGGGAGCCGAGGGCUGGGGCCAAGGCGUGAUUAAGGUUGAGGAAGACUUUGGCUUUGAAGCAGAUGAGGCCUUGGAUUCAAGUUGGGUUUCCCGAGGGCCAGACAAAUUGCUACCCUACCCUACCCUAGCCAGCCCACCCUUUGACUAACCCUCUCUUCCCAAUAAACAGAUUCCCCAUGUA